UACAUUUAGACAAGAUUUCAUGGAAGAAAACAAAGAGUGAAGCAUAGAGUUCGUUGCAAAGAUGGGAUUUUUUUAUUACGGUUUUUCACGUCCACCAUAUACGAAUCGUAAUAUUGAGUAAUGUGCCACAAAUUGCAUGUGUGUGGGUGUCCGAAAUCCGACGACGAGUCGGACGAACUGCUGGGUGUUUUUAUCGAUCUGACUGAACUUAAGUCACUGAAGUACAAAGUACUGAAGAAGACCAAGAAGUAAAUGGGGUAAAGUCUCUUCUUAUCGAUCGACACCUGUUCACUCAGCAUUGCCAAACCACAAAUCUGCACUUAUUCAAGUUAUACUUACAUAUUACAUGCUUAGCUAAAUUAAAUACUUAUCAAGUUGAUCAGUCCAAGAGACAAGACAAACCACUUAUUUUGCUCUAAAAGUUUCCUCAUUAUUAUUAUGGAGAUUGAAGGAAAUAAUUACAAUUUUAUUAUUGUGUGACUCAUAGUUCUAAAAUCUAAAGACUUUGCUUAAAAGUAACUCGAACAUUACGAAUUCAACUAUCACUACACACUAUGGAAGAUAACAACAUAUUAAAUAUGGAUAAUGACGAUGAGGACAUUGUACUAGAGCAAGCCAUGUCGAACCACUUGAUUGUGGCGUCCAUUCUAAAAUAUUUGCCACCUGCAGACGUUAAAUCCGCCAGAUUUCUUAACACCACCUGGAACUCGACUGCUUUAUCUGCCAUGCCCCCAAAGUUACGACUUAACCUCGGCAAAGUUCUCCGCUCUGAGGAUAAUUCUCAAAAUCAAUCUCAAGGGGGGAUUUCUACUGCGAUUGCUCCUGCUGGUGGUGGGGGAGGUCAGUCUGGGGAUUGCAAUUUAUUAUCAGACGAGGACGACAUGUCCCUCUUCGACCCACGAUUGGCUAAACAAUUGACCAUCUCAAUCUCUCGACUCCCAUCAAAUCCAUUCCUCUCCAAUUUCUCUCACGCUGUAGAAUCUCUUAUCAUAACGACGGAGAAGAACUGGAGACGAAAUCUUAUCCUGGAGGAGACUGGAAUAUCGAAAUCAAUUUUUUUCCGUCCACUAUUCACGGGGAAUUUGAAACAAUUAAAAUCUCUUGAAAUUCAGCACAUUUCUGGAUUUUCUAAUCAGGAUUUACUAAAACUGUUUGAUCAAAAAUUGCUGCCUAAUUUACGAGUUUUGGGAUUAGGACAAGAUUUUGAUUCGAGAAGGGAUCAGCACGGACUUGUUGAUUCAGCUCAGAUUGACGAAUUACUCGAGAUGGCGGAAUCUCAAGGGUUUGUUCAGGGAGGGAUUACAUGUGUCAAGUUGGUCUGGAUCAACUGGACAAGUUUUGAACGAAUUGGAACGAUUUUUCCUUCAAUGAAGGGUCUGGAAAUUGGGGUCAUGGUAGCAACAAGACAAGAUCGGGGAAGGAUUGGAUUAAAGUCCAUUAGAGAAUUGGUGGACGCGAUUUGUUUCCAAUUUAUGAAUAGGGCGAGAAAAGAGGAAGGAUUGCGUCAUUUACAUUUACAUGUGAUUGAGAUGUAUAAUGAUUCCGAUUGGGGUGGCGUCGUCGCGAUGAUGAUGGAGAGGAAAGAUAUCUUAGGAGAUCUUGAAACCUUGACCUUCGAAGCUGAUCGCGGAGGGACGCUGAAUUUGAGAACCGCACUUGAUCCAGUGGAAAUUGAAGAGAUCAAAAGUAAUUUUGGAUGUUUGUCGGAAAUCAGAUUUACGAAUUUUGUGUGGCCAGAAGAUGAAGCUGAAACUGAAAAUAUUGAUCCAAUUCCCGUCCCAGUUAUCAAACCCAGACUAAUUUUUGAUAUUAAAGUUCCCGACUCAUUAAACUUGACUAUCAUGUCACGGUCAGAUACCAAAGUCAAAGCGCGAUUCACUCUUCUCACAUAUGAAAAUUGUCGUAAGGAAGAAUAUUACUCCAGCGACUGUGACUUGUUCAAAGUGGAAAGCUUUGAAAGUUACCUUCAAGAAAAAGCAGUCCGUAAGAAAGUGGAUAAAUUGGCCAAAAAGGUAGACGCUAUAAGAAGAAAAGUCUCAACAAUUGGCGCUGGACGUUGGAGAGGAAUUAUUUCUGUUAGGAGUACUGAAUCGGAAGGGGAAGUGGUGGAAAAGGGUAUUGGGAAGAUAACAAAGCACCUGGAGAAAAGGAUCCGAGACUCACAUACAAAACAACUCAAACUUCUCUGUACUCUGAAGGAGCGUGAAAUGAAGGAAAUUAAGAAAUAUUUGGGUGCCUCGUUGAAAGAUGAAUGUAUCCGAAUAUCGAAAUUGACCCGUGAUAAGGCAGAGAGGACUCUGUUGAAGGGUGAAGUUGCCCAAGUCCUGGUGGCAAGAUGCAUCGCUGAAAGAAAAAUGGUAGUCAAGAAUUUUGCAGAGAUUGAAGCCAAAUUAGUUACGGAUUAUGAGGUUGUCGAAGAAGAGUUAGAACGUUGGAGCGGUGAAAGACCCGUCGGAUUCUUAAGAGAUGUCGGGAGUGAAGAAUGAGACAGUGGUAAUAGUGGAGGUCUCAGUAUUGAAUUGGUGUGAACUAACUACUAUUUGCAUGUAGCUGGUAUAUUAAUUAUUGUGUUAAUUAUAUGAUGUGAUACCCAUUUUUAUGUGAUAUUUAUAUGUCUUGCUUGAGUUCAUUCCCAAUUUGUGUUGGUGUUUUUCUUAAUCUAGUCUAACAUGCAUAAAGUUGGUGCUAAGAAACAUAUAUUAGUUUUAUUUGAGUAUUAUGUAAGUUAGUACAUAUUUAGUAUACACGUAUGGUGUCUAUCACUCCUAUGUAAACAUAUACUGCGUUGUGAUUUAUAGUAUUUAAUUAUGAAAAGUAUGAAAGAAUUUAUCAUCAAACAAUUUUAUAUAAUCGCAAAAGUUGAAUGUGAAAAAAAUUGCUUUAGGUAAUGUACGGAAUUUCAUUUAUUUUCUAUGAUUUCAAGUUGCAUACUAUUAUUAAGGAAUGAUAAUAAAUAUGUGCAAAUGUGUUGUUAAAACUGAGAAAGAAGUUUUCUUGUGUUUAAAG
Folsomia candida is the source of this 3006-nucleotide messenger RNA. RefSeq lists its product as uncharacterized. Bases 555 to 2486 code for a protein of 643 amino acids. The record is from RefSeq and is a predicted model, not a curated record. The transcript has 8 exons. NCBI's taxonomy places the organism in Eukaryota, Metazoa, Arthropoda, Collembola, Entomobryomorpha, Isotomidae.